This is a messenger RNA of Zophobas morio, 6798 nucleotides long. RefSeq names its product fatty acid synthase-like. Lineage: Eukaryota; Metazoa; Arthropoda; Insecta; Coleoptera; Tenebrionidae. Bases 1 to 6798 code for a protein of 2265 amino acids. The record is from RefSeq and is a predicted model, not a curated record. The transcript is spliced from 17 exons. Gene Ontology annotation, biological process: fatty acid biosynthetic process. Gene Ontology annotation, molecular function: oxidoreductase activity; 3-oxoacyl-[acyl-carrier-protein] synthase activity; fatty acid synthase activity.
AUGGAUCUAAACGAAAUUCAAGAAAAAGAAAAAAUUGACGUGAAUUUUGAAUAUGGUCGUUGGUUGGCCUCUCCGCCCGCCGGCGAGGAAGUGGUCAUCUCUGGCAUGUCUGGUCGUUUUCCAAAAUCCGAUAACAUUCACGAGUUUCGUGAUAACCUGUUUAACAAAACGGACAUUAUCAUUCUAAAUGAGAAAAGAUAUAAAUUCGAUCAUCCCGAUCUACCGAAAAGAAAUGGUCUUGUUAGUAAUCUUAACAAAUUGGAUGGCGGGUAUUUUGGGCUGCAUUAUCGUCAAGCUGAUAAUACAGACCCUGGAGUGAGAGGUUUGAUGGAAACGACCGUAGAAGCUAUUAUGGACGCUGGAAUAAAUCCGUCGGAGCUCAAAGGAAGUAAAACUGGCGUAUUCGUCGCGUAUUCUUACUCGGAUGUGGAAAAUUUUGCAUUCGUGGGUGCGUCGGAAGCACAGAAGUUUACCGUUACUGGCUAUAUCAAAUCUAUGUUGGCCCAUCGUCUUAGUUAUUACUUGAAGUUAAAAGGACCAUCAUUUAUAAUUGAUACGGCGUGUAGCAGUUCUGGGAAUGCUCUUCAUUCUGCGUUUAAAUCAUUGAGAAGUGGUGAAUGUGAAAAUGCGAUAGUCGCUACCUGUAAUUUCACUAUCCAUCCAGGAGGUACAAUUCAGUUUUUUCGCUUAGGAGUUUUAAGUCCGGACGGGGUACCCAGAGUAUUCGAUCAGGGUGCAAACGGUUACGUUAGAAGUGAAGCUUGUAUAUGUAUCUUGCUCCAAAAAUCUAAAAAUGCCAAACGAAUUUACGCACAAAUUAUUAACACGAAAGCGAACUGCGACGGUUUUAAAAAAGAAGGGAUAACAUAUCCUUCGUCGCAAAUGCAAGAAGAACUUAUGACUCAAAUGUACAAAGAAAGUAAUAUUACCCCUUCAGAACUGAGCUACGUUGAAGCACAUGCCACUGGUACCCAGGUUGGUGAUCCUGAAGAAGUAAAUGCUAUAGACAAGGCUUUGGCGAAAAAAUGUGGAAAACAGCUUCUCGUGGGUUCAGUAAAAUCAAAUAUCGGUCACACAGAACCUGCUUCAGGUCUUUGUGCAAUUGUUAAAGUACUGAUUGCGAUGGAAACUGGAUUUAUACCACCUAAUAUCAACUUAAAAACAGUUCGAAAGGGUUUGGAAGGGAUUGAACAAAAUAGAAUGAAAGUUGUGACAGAAGCUACUGAGCUUUUAGGCCAUGAUGCCAUUGUAGGUGUUAAUAACUUUGGUUUCGGAGGAAGCAACUGUCACCUGAUAUUGCAAAGGUUUAAAAAACAAAAAAUCAAUGGUGGACUGCCAAAAGAUGAUGUUCCUAGAUUAAUUUGUGUUAGUGGUCGCACUGACGAAGCAGUUCUGAAAAUUUUAGACGAUGUCAGCAACAAAAGCGUGGAUGAAGAAUAUGUCGGUCUGCUUCAUCAAUUAUAUAAAAUUGAUACUCCAAGUCAUUUAUAUAGAGGAUAUGCAGUUGUUUCCAAACGUGGUGUCGUGUCCAUGUCAUCAAAAUUAAUGCCCUCUAGAAAACCACACUUGCACGUAUUUUUUGGACAAUUUGUAAAUAAUUUCCGCGUAUUGGCUUCUUAUUUGAUGAAAUUUUCGAUCUUCAAAGACAUCGAAACAAAGAUCAAUCAAAUUUUGAUGCUCUACAAAGUAAAAACGUUUAAAGAAAUUUUAGAAACAAAGACAAAAGUCGAAGAAGACGCAUUGGGGUCAAUAUGUUUGCAGUUGAUGUUAGUAGAUAUUAUCAAAGAGUUGGAAUUGUUCCCCACUGGCGUUUCAGGUGAUGCUUCUGGUAAAAUCGUUACUGCUUACUACAACAAUGUGGUUCAACUCAAAGAUGCUGUGUCAGCAGCGAUAAAAUUUAGUAAAGUUAACUUUGAUUCUAAUUUGAAUUCGCAAACAUUACCAAGCUUGGUGAACUCUAAAGAUAGAGAGCUAGUGAAGGAGAAUUGUUUAACUUAUGAAAAUGGUCAUAAAUUAUUGAAAGGGACUGUAAUACUAAAUAUAUCCGAUCUGCCGCUCAAUGGCGAAGAUAAUUUACUGGUACAAAACGGUGGCGUCAAUUUAUUGGGUCUAUUAGGAAGAUUAUAUACAGAAGGUUAUCUUCCUCAAGUACAUAAAUUGUACCCUGAAGUAGAGUUCCCUGUAAGCAGAGGCACCUCCUUGAUUUCUCCUUCUAUUGAAUGGAAUCACGACAAAUCGUGGUACAUAUAUAAAUUUAGUGAAUUUACAACAUCUUCGGACAGGGCAGAAAGGGAAUGCAUAAUUUCGUUCAUAUUCGAGGAACAUCAGUUCAUGAAAGGACACGAAAUUGAUGGACGUAAUCUUCUCCCUGCUACGGAGUAUUUAAAUCUGGUGUGGCAAACAUUGGCUCAAAAUCGAAAAUUACUACCCUCCGAUAUUCCCGUGUUAUUUGAAGACUGUAAGUUUAUGAAAGCUAUUACAUUGCCGAAGAGUGGCUACGUACGACUAGUAAUAACGAUUCAAAGCGGGACAGGCAAUUUCGAAGUUAUAGAAAAAGAUUCGUUAAUUGUCAGUGGCCGUAUUCAACUUUGCCCUAAUGCAAGCCAACAACAAACCGUGCUACCAAGUUUUAAUUCUUUCAGUGAUGAUAAACUAGAAAUAUUGGAACAAGACGAUAUUUAUCGAGAAUUUUACUUAAGAGGUUACAAUUACAGCGGUUUAUUCAAAUCAAUUAAACGAUGCAAUGCAGACGCCUCUAUUGGUCUGAUCAAAUGGGAAGACAACUGGUGCGCUUUUAUGGAUAAUAUGCUCCAAAUGAAAAUUCUUCAGUCUGACACAAGGUUGCUUUAUGUUCCUAUUGGAAUUAAGAAAAUUAUUAUAGAUCCCUUAAAACAUGCUGAUAUUGUGAACCAACAGGAUUUAAAAGAAUGUGUUCUACCGGUUCAUGUGAAUAAAUAUUGCAACUUGAUCAGGUCUGGUGGAAUUGAAAUACAGGGAGUCCAAGUCAAAUCUAUUUUCAAGAAAAAACAACGGUUGGAGCCAGUUUUAGAAAAAAAUGUAUUUGUCCCAAAUAACUGCUCGUUAGAAUUAGAAGAAGUUGUGUGCGUCAACACCCAGAUAAUCUUAGAAAAUAGUUUAGAAAACAAUUUUAAAGCUGUGGAAAUUAUAAAUGAAUUCACGGACCCAAAUGCUGCACACAUCUUAAGUUUUGUCAAUAAAACCUUAGAAAAUCUGCCAGUCGUAACUCCCGAUUUAACCAUUUCGUCAAACACAGCCAUAAACGAAACACCUGGUAUAAAAUUUGAAAGUGUUACUUUAACACCAGAAAGUAAUAUACUUCUGUACAUUGGUAGCAAAAUUUUGGAACACUCAAACUCCUUAAAACAAUUAUUUGUGCCUCUUAACAAAAAUGGAUUUAUUCUAACACGAGAAGAUAUCAGUUUCCGUUUAGAAAAAGAUAUUAUUGAGGCAGAUGUUCUAACGGACUAUGUAACCACAAACGAAAGAAUUAUUUUAUUGCGGAAAAAAGUGGUGGAAAAUGUUAAGCCCAAGUUUGUUGAAGUAUCUUCGAGUAGUUUCGAUUGGCUGCCAGAAAUACAAAAUGCUUUAAGUCUUAGAACUGAUGUUACAGUUUAUGCAACAAAUCGAGAUCCCGAAGGAAUACUGGGUUUGGUAAAUUGCAUCAGGCGAGAAACCAAUGGAAACUUAGUUAAGUGUUACUUUAUGAUGGACGAUGCUCCGAAAUUUGAUCCCCAACAUUCGUUCUAUAGUAAACAACUUAGUAAAAACUUGGCUGUAAACAUUUAUAAGGACAAAUCGUGGGGAACAUAUCGACAUUUGCUUUUGGAGGAGACGCCGAAGGUUAAUAGUGAACAUUCUUAUGCAUAUUUUAAAAGUAGAGGAGACAUAUCCAGUUUCGAAUGGUUGGAAGGACCAUUAUCUGAAGAAGUACCACUAAAAGAAGGACGAAUUUUAGUUUCAACAUGCUAUUCGUCAGUUAACUUUAAAGAUAUUAUGGUCGCUUCUGGGCGUGUAAAUCCCGAAACAUUGCAAUCCCAUCGACUUGACCAAGAAUUUCUAAUAGGAUUUGAAUUUUCAGGAAAAGAUUUAAGGUGGUAUUACUAUUUAGUGGAAAAUAGCAAAAUUGCACAUUUUAUUUACAGCGGUCGCAGAAUAGCUGGAAUGACUGACACUCAAGGUAUUUCUUCUUAUGUUACUUUCGAUUCUUCCUUAGUCUGGAAAAUACCAGACUCAUGGACCCUUGAAGAUGCAGCAACGGUUCCUGUUGUCUACUCCACUGUUAUUUACGCUCUUUUAAUGGUUGGCGAUAUGAAACCGGGUUCUUCAGUUCUAAUUCAUUCAGCCACUGGUGGUAUUGGACUAGCUGCCUUGAACAUUUGUCUUCACUAUAAAUGCAAAAUUUAUGUAACGGUUGGCACUCAGGAGAAAAGAGCUUAUUUAAGAGAAAAUUAUCCACAAAUUCCAGACCAUCAUAUUGGAAAUUCACGAGACACCUCAUUUGAGCAAAUGGUCAAAAGGGAAACCCGGAAUAAAGGAGUUGACUUUAUUUUGAACUCUCUAAGUGAAGAUAAGCUGCAGGCUUCGGUUCGAUGUUUAGGACGAGGGGGAAAAUUUAUGGAAAUUGGGAAAUACGAUCUAGCAAAUGACAGUUCUUUAAACCUAUUGCUCAUGGAGAAAGAAGCUAGUUACCAAGGAAUAUUUUUAGAUGAUGUUUUUAGAAAUUGCGAGGAAAUGAAGUCUAAAGUAGUAAAACGUUUAGUAGAAGGAAUGGAAGCAGGUUUUGUAAAACCACUUCCCAGGAUUGUGUUCAACGCAGACGAAGUUGAAAAAUCGUACAGGUACAUGAUGACAGGUAAACAUAUUGGGAGAAUACUGAUUAAACUGCGCAAUGAGGAAGAACAUAGUGUCAGUAAUUCCCAGAAAAUUUCAAAACCACGUUUCCACUGUGACUUGCGUAAAACCUACGUCGUUAUUGGAGGACUAGGUGGUGUUGGUUUAGAAUUAAGCGACUGGUUGAUUUUGAGAGGUGCAAGAAAACUAGUACUAGCGUCGAGAUCGGGCAUUCAAAGUGGUUACCAACAGCAAAGAAUAAAUAUUUGGACGACAUAUGGAGUAGAAGUUAAAAUAUCUACGAAAGACGUAACCACUGAACGAGGGUGUGAAGAUUUAAUCAAAGAAGCCACCGAGCUUGGACCUGUCGACGCUAUUUUUAACUUAGCUGUUGUUCUUAAAGACGCACUAUUUGAAAAUCAAACUCAAGAAAAUUUCCAGGCUUCGUUGGCACCAAAAUCUCGCGCUACGUUAUAUUUGGAUCGAAUCACUAGGAAAUUAUGUCCAAAACUAAGAUAUUUUGUGAUAUUUUCAUCAGUAUCCUGUGGUCGUGGGAAUUCGGGUCAAAGCAACUACGGUAUGGCAAACUCUGUUAUGGAAAGGAUAUGUGAGAAUCGAAAACGAGAAGGAUUACCGGCUGUAGCUAUCCAGUGGGGCGCGAUCGGUGAAGUUGGUUUAGUAGCCAAAAUGCAAAAGGAGAAUAAAGAAUUAGUGAUUGGUGGUACUCUUCAGCAAAAGAUUUCAAGCUGUCUUGAGGUGUUAGAUGUUUUGUUAAAACAUAACUAUCCAGUUGUUUCUAGUAUGGUGGUUGCCGAAAAACAAGACAAAAGUGGCAUUUUUAGUGCGGUAGAAGCGGUUGCCCACGUUCUCGGAAUAAAGGACAUGAAAACUAUAAGUCAGUAUACGACGUUUGCAGAACUCGGGAUGGAUUCGAUGAUGGGUACAGAGAUUAUUCAACUUUUAGAGAAAGAUUUUGAAAUCUACGUAACAUCUAAAGAUGUGAGAAGUUUAACAUUUGCAAAACUGGCUGAAAUGGAGGCAGAGAAAGUAAAUAAAUCUGAAGAAGUUGUAAACAAGAAGAUAGAGGAAGGUAAAAAUUUGCUCAUUCAGUAUAUUCCUGAGAGCGAAAGUGUUCAGUUGCCUGCUGUGAAAUUAAUUAGCCAAGUGGAUUCAGAAGAGGAAGCUCCAACUGCAUUAGUGUUGCCAGGAGUUGAAGGUGUUUUCAAACCACUGGAACUUUUGACAAAUUCAUUAAAAGCACACGUAAUAGGAUUACAGUAUAGCUAUAACAAUCCGGAGGACAGUGUUGAAGAAAUUGCACAUAAUAUACUGCCGCACAUCGAAAAUUAUUUAUCCAGAAAAAUCCCCUUUUACGUUAUUGGAUAUUCAUUUGGUUGUCUAGUCGGUCUAGAAAUAAUCAGUCUGUUAGAAGAGAAAGGUUAUAAUGGAAUCAUGAUUUGCAUCGACGGUUCACCAGCAUAUAUAACUUCGUCUUUAAAAAAACAAUUCGCACAUGAAACAGAUGCCCAGUUCCAAACUGCGAUUUUGAGCAAAAUCUCUGCUGUUGUGAUUCCGUUGGAUAUAUUUUCGCAAUACGAGGAAACCUUCCUGAAGUGCAAAAAUUUUGACGAACGAGUCGAAUUGUUUCUGACCUUGUUACCUCCAGAAACAAGUGACAAACACAAGUUAGAAAAGCAGGCAGGUCUUGCGUUAUACAGACGUUGUAAAGCUAUACUUAACUAUUCAUUUAAAAAUAAGAAAAUUAAAUCGGCAGUGCAUCUGUUCAAGGCAAAAUAUCCCAUGGUUGAGGAAGGAGACGACUAUCAGUUAUCGAACGCAUGCGACAAUCUAGUACAAGUAACUGCAAUUGAUGGUGACCACGUAACAAUUUUAAAUAGUCCAGAUCUUGUAAAAGCUCUUAGCGAAAUCGUAGCGCUGAAAUCAUAA